Messenger RNA from Musca domestica (house fly), 3144 nucleotides. RefSeq lists its product as uncharacterized. NCBI's taxonomy places the organism in Eukaryota, Metazoa, Arthropoda, Insecta, Diptera, Muscidae. Bases 1357 to 2910 code for a protein of 517 amino acids. The record is from RefSeq and is a predicted model, not a curated record. The transcript has 6 exons. Gene Ontology annotation, biological process: positive regulation of fibroblast growth factor receptor signaling pathway; positive regulation of epidermal growth factor receptor signaling pathway; signal transduction.
CAUACUUGAAGUUAGUCACUUACUGAUGGAUAUACGAGACGGUUUAUAAUAUACGGAUAAAAAUUGAAACGAACUACUACCGUACCAGAUUACACCGAAAGAAAUUAAUAAACUAUUAACAGUUUUGGUGUAUAAAAAUAAUACCAAUGCAAAAAUAGAAUAAAAAAGCGAUUAAGUUUGAAAAUAAUUGUGAAAAAAAUUACAAAAACCAAAAUAUUUCAUAAAAAAGAAAAUCGAAAAAAUAUGAACUUGCAAAACAACGCCGUUACCAAUAAGCCAUGUAACAUCAUCACCAAUAACAACAACAACAACAUAUAAAUCCAUGCCAAGCCAGAACAACUGACAGACAACUUAAAAAACAACAACAAUUUUUUUACGUCACGCAUGACUAAAUCUCCCCAUCAAAUUGUCAAUUGGAUUUUUAUGCUGCUGCUGCAAAAAAAAAAAAAAAAACGCGUUGCCUUUUCUGAAACAUUGACAGCAAAUUGACGAACGUGAAAAUUAAGUAUACAACAGCAACAACAACAAAUUGCAAUUGCAAAAAAGAAGAGGAAAAAGCAAAACAAAAUAAAGAAAAACUCGAUAAAAAUCAAAGCUAAUAACACACCUGGUCGAUGGACUUGAAACAAGGCACAGAUGCGCAUGCGUGGCUAUUGUGACAUGGAAAGAAGUGGAAGGUAGUGCGUAAAGGCUUGAAAAAAAUUGCAAACUAAAAAAAAACUUUGUUCAAAACCGUGAAAAAUCAAUAACAUUCCAAAGAAGAAAAAAUUGCAAAAAAAAAAAAUUGAAAUCCAAAGAAGCAAAAAAAAAAAAAUUUUUUUUGCAACGACCUUGUUUUAGAAAAAAAGAAAGAAAAUAAAAGAAAAUUAUUCAAACAAAUACAAGAAAAAUAAUUAUUACAUGAAUUUUGUUGUGUAUAAAUGCAGUGCAAUGUUGCGGCAAUUAAUAAUAACCAAAAAAACAUGUGUUUUGAAAACAUAAGAAACAUACACACACACACAUCUAAACACACAUGUAUGUUUAAAUAACAUCAUCCAUCCGAAAGGUGUAAUUAAAACUAAUGUUCAAACAAAUUCAACGUCUCUUAAAUCAUCAAAGCAAAACCGUGCAAAAAACUUCGAAAAAUAAAUAAAUAAAUUUUUUUUGAAACAUAUUUCAAAACUUACACAAAACAUUUCCACAAAGCUGUUAUUAUAUAAGGAUUUAAAACCAACAACAACAGUAACAACGAAAACAAACCAUUUGGAUUACUUUCAUUUGAAAAGGGGGAAACAACAUUUAACAAAAUAUUUCAAAUAAAGUGGAAAUAUUUUCCAACAUUUAUCUUCAACUUCAAAAUCUACAAAAUCGAACAAGAUGCUCAAACACGUACAAAUCUCACCCCUACGCAAUCGUUCCGAUUCGGUGUCAUUGCGUUCGAGCACAUCAUGUGCCUCCUCGAUGUGCGGCAGCCCGGAACCGCCCACCGAUUUACAACGCACCCCAUCACGUGCCUCCAGCUAUUCCAGCCUAAAUGAACAAUUACCUCAGACCACCAUUAAAGUAUUCACCAGCUGUUUGAAAAUCGAUAUUGAAUACAAAACCCUGGGCAUACAAUGGGAUACGACCAGCAAGGAAGUCAUAGCGCAAUUAUUAAGGCGCCUCAAAAUGCGUCACCGUGAUCCCCGUCUCUUCUAUCUGUCCAUGGAAGUUUCGGUGCGAAGGGCUGGCGUUAAAACAGUUAUGGUCCUCGAUGAUGAUACCCGUCCUGCAAUCCUUCAAGCCUGUCAUCCCAAAGGUGAAUCACGUUUCUGUCUACAAUUGAAACCUGGUGGUUUGAUACGUGUCCAUACCUCGGCCCUACUACCCUCAUCGCAAUACAAAUCUUUGGUGAUCUCGGAAGAGACCACUUCAGAUGAGUUACUACAAUUGUUACUGUCCUGCUAUAAUUCCAUGGAACCGGUGGAACAGUUUUCAAUCUAUGAGGUUUGUCCCGGCCAGGAGUACCAGCGUAAGCUGCAUCCCGAUGACAUACCCCUGCGAGCCCAAAACGAACGCUGCAAACGUGGCGAGACUUGCCACUUCUUGGUGCGCCGCAAUCCCAACUAUGCCAGACGUCGUCAGAUCCUCAAUGCCUUGGAUGAGGUGGAGAAGGCCUAUAAGGUGGCAGAAAAUUCGACAAAUUCCCCCGCCGACUGUAGCAUGAAUUCUUUGGAUGAUAGUGCCAGCCUUUUAGACAUAUCCAUUGAAACCCUGUCCGAUGAUCUGCAAUCGCUGAUGACCACCAGUGAUGAGGAUGAUGAAUGUGCCUCCUCAAUAUCGGGUUCAUCAUCGGAUACAUCUUCCUCGGCUGCCUCCUGCUCCUCCUCCGCCUCGUCCUCUUCCUCCACGGAUGGUUCAUGCAGCAUAAGACGUACCCCCUCCACCCUGACCGUUAUUGCCAAAAACAGCGCCACGGAAGUGUGUGGCCAUUGUCAAAAUUCUUAUAAAAAUUGUGAUUUUUGUCAUAAGACCAGCCUAGCCCGCAGUCCCUCAAGUGCCUCCAAAAGUCCCAACACCCCCAUCAGCUAUAGUCCCGUCUAUAAUAUUCGAGAAAUACGCACCUCAUCCCAUUCAUUUUCCUCGCUGGGAAGUGAUAAGAAACUGCUGGAUAUUGAAUUGAAUGGACGUUUCGAUCCCUCCACCUGUCGCAUGCGACCGCAGAGUGUGUAUAUGGGUAGGACGACGGUACCAAGGGUCAUUCUCGAUGCCACCAGCGCCACGGAGACCACAUCGGCAUCGGUUAUCAUUCAGGAUGUGAAUGGAAAUCAUGCGGCGACGACGGCGGCAGGGCAAAUGAAAUCGAAAACUAACAGCACCACCACCACAAUGGGGGGAGAGGAAGUCAACAACAAUCCCUCCAAGGGUUUGGGUCAUUUUGUCUAUAUAUAAGUGAGGGGGGCGAAGUUAGAGGGUUCUAUUUCCCUAUUUUCUUUUCCAAAAACCAGUAUUUUUUCGUUAGGAAAACUUCGUUAUUGAAAGUAGGUGGUAGAGAAUGGUAAGGGAAGUCCAAAGGAGAUUGUUCUGGAAAUUCAUGGAAGAAUCUUUCCUUUAAAGAGGAGGGAAUUCCAGAUCCUUUUUAUAAUCAGAUCUCAUAUUAAGUUCUAGAAAUUUUCAAAAUGGGGC